AUGGCUGAGGAGCUUUUUGAAUCCGAUGUUGUUUUUUCGGAGGAUGUUGAAUCUGAAGAAGAGAAUGAGACACUGAAGAAGAAGAAGCAGCCGGAGGAGGAGGAGGAGAAUUCUGGUGAUGAGAUUGAUCAGGCUGAGAAGAAGAAGACUGUGGUGAGCUCGAAGCCGGUGAGAAUUCCGGAAGUGAUGUUUCGUCGAUGGGGAAAUGAUGGCUAUGACUAUGACGACGAGGAAGAGAUGGUGCCGCCGCACGUGAUUAUGGCGCGGAGGCUGGCCGGAAAGAUGACAUUCUCGAUGUGUUUUGGGAACGGAAGGACUUUGAAGGGAAGGGAUUUGAGCAGGGUGAGGAAUUCGAUUCUUAGGAUGACUGGUUUUAUUGAAGUCUGA
Molecule: messenger RNA, 387 nt
Organism: Lathyrus sativus (Indian pea)
Lineage: Eukaryota; Viridiplantae; Streptophyta; Magnoliopsida; Fabales; Fabaceae
Source: the annotation of a GenBank genome assembly